CGCGGAAGGUUGUGGUUGGCGGGAGGUGGUGCAGCCCUCCAGCACUGCUCGCUGCCCCUCACCCAGUAGCCUCGAGAAGCGGUCAGCUGUGGUGCGAGACUCUUGGCGGAAAGAGUGGAGGCCGCAAUGCGUGGAGCAGCCUCGCAUCAACAGCUCCCAGUGUCGUAGCAGCCGAGCGAAAUAGUACUACCAGAGCAUAGCAGAGCGUGGCGGAGCGUGGAGAAGCGUAGCAGGACAUAGGACUCUUCAGGAAGCCACGGUCCCUCCUUCCACUAAGCCCCGCCGUGCCUCAGCCGCUGCAAGAAGGAUAAAGUUUUCAUGCCGUAAUUGCACGAGCGCCUCUUAACUUCUGGUCCCCCCACCCGCCCUCUGACCAUGGCGAGAGUGUGAUGAGUAGCAGCGGGCGCAGUCAAAGGUCUCUUACUCAGCCUAUACGGAGCCAGGUACUCGUUCUCCCUGGCUUGUGAAAGGAGUGGAUGAUGGAGCGGGGUGGUGAAGGCUGGAAAGGCUGUAGAGGCUGGAGAAACAGGAGCGCCGUGACUUUGGUUCUUCUAGUGAUGUGUUGGUGUUCUGUAGCCGCUGGAAGUAAGAACACGCUUCCACCUGGAGUACCCGUGGGCCGUGCUGCUGGGGUGGCGGGGUCCAUGGCGCGCUUGCCCUGCCUCGCUAGCCACGCCGGGCCGCCUCACAGACCCUCACUCGUGUUAUGGUACAAGGACCGAGCCAGAUUCCCCUUCUACACACUUGACCUGCGGGACGAAGGGGAGCAGCAAGAGUUCGUCAACGCGGGAGUGCGAGGCCGCGCCCACUCAGGCCUCUCCGGCGCCUACCUCACCCUCGACCCACUCCACCUGCGUGACUCCGGCAGGUACAGGUGUCGCGUUGACUUUGAAGUGUCGCCCACGCUCUUCGCAGUGGUGGACCUCAUGGUGUACGUGGCCCCGUCCCGCCUCAAGGUGCUGGACGGGCGCGAGGAGCGGGUGGUGACGGGCCAGCUGGGACCACUGAGGGAAGGUGACGCGCUCUCCCUCGUCUGCAUAGCCACUGGAGGGUGGCCGGCGCCCGAGGUGACGUGGUGGCGAGGCUCCACUCUCCUCAGCAACAACAGGACGGUGCUCGGCUAUGACGGCCCGCCGCCCACCAUGCCUUCCCUGUCCGCCCUGCCGCCCCCGUCAAUGCAGUUCACCAGGGCGCCGGUAGGGGCUCCAGCGCGACAGGUGAAGGCAGUGCUGAAUAUCCCUGCCCUCACCCGUGACUACGUGCGGAGUAACCUGACCUGCCGCGCCUCCAACACUAACCUGACACAGCCUCUCUCCGUCUCCCUGGCGCUGCUGCUCCACCUGCCUCCCAAGACGGUCAACAUUCAUCUGCCGGAGGUGCCGCUGGUGGCCGGCCAACGGACGCGCCUCGAGUGUGUCGCGUUGGGCGCCCACCCCUCGGCCAUCCUCACCUGGACCAAGGCGCUGCGAGGCUCCGCGGCGCCCCUGCGAGCACCCACGCGCCACACUGCCGGUCGCUCCUCCUCCCUUCUGACGGUGGUUCCGCGGGCGGAGGACGACGGGGCAAGUCUAACCUGCACCGCCAGUAAUCCACGGCUAGAGGGUGCGGCGCUCACCACCACCACGCACCUCGAUGUUGUCUACGCUCCAAGGGUGAGGCUACGGCUGGGGGCCAACCUGGAGGCGCUGCCCAUCACGGAAGGGAGCGACAUCUACUUUGAGUGUGAGGUGUCCAGUAACCCGCAAGCCAAGGAAAUCAUCUGGAGUAAAAAUGGAGAAGCGCUCAACAGUGACAGAGAGAAGAGCAUCCUUGUGUCGGGGAAGAACUUGGUGCUACAGACGGUGCCUCGAUCAGCUGCCGGGAAUUACACGUGCUCGGCAACCAACAGGCAAGGCACCACCACCAGCAACGCCCUCCCCCUCACCGUGCAGUAUACACCGGUGUGCGUCGCCCGGCCCAGGACGGUAGCGGUAGGGGAGGGGGAGACAGCGCGCCUCUCUUGCCGGGUGGAAGCAGUGCCAGACGACCCACUCUCCUUCACGUGGGUCUUCAACAAUACACUCGACACCGUCCACGUGGAAAACCAUCGCCUGAGUCCAGUGCGAGGCCUCAGCAUCCUGGACUACACGCCGAGGUCAACACGGGACUACGGUACGCUCUCGUGCUGGGCCGCCAACAGCCUGGGCUCUCAGACAGACCCGUGCCGCUUCACCAUCAUCGAGGCAGGUCCUCCCGAUCACGUGGCGAACUGUGUACUGGUGAACCUAACAGUCACAUCCCUGGAGGUCGGAUGCACGGCGGGGCGAGACGGAGGGCGCCAGCAGUGGUUCAUUGCCCAGGUGUACGCGGCCACCACCCACCGCCUGCUGGCCACCCUGGAGGAGGCCACACCCAGGUUCCGCGUGGAUGGCCUCACACCAGGGCAAGACUACCUCAUCACCGUCACAGCUAUGAACGAUAAGGGCGCCAGCAGACCCGUGGAGAUAAGCGCUGUUCGUCUCAAGGUAGCCGAGAAGCGCAUGGUGGAGGUGACGCCGCCGCCCGUGUCUCCUCUCGUGGGCGUGUUCCUGGGGCUCGUGGGCGGCUUCGUGGUGCUCCUUCUCGCGGGUGUCCUCCUCUCGCGCAGGUGUUGGGGGCGGAGGGAAAGCAGUGACAACGCCUCCGAACCGACUAAAUUGUCCUGCUCCACGCCCGAGGACGCCCACUCCCCUACCACCCACACCCACCCUACCCCAGAGUCCCCCAACCCACCCUAUGUUAUAUCCUGUACCACGCCCUUCCCCUCCCACGCCUCCACCACCAGUCACCCCACCUACACCACCACGACCUUCUACACACUCCCCAGUUCUCCCCACCACGUGAUGCCAGCCCCUUACCACGCCCACGACCACGCCACAACGACCACCGCACAGUAUUACACUCACACACCCACGCCCACACCCAACACGCCCGAUGUAACUAGUACUAAACCUUUAUACGCCCACGCUCUCGCCCUCACCACGAUCACCACGGCACCAUAUCACACCCACACCCUCACCCAUACACCAGCCACCACUUCUCACGUUUACAACCACCCACUCACCCAUGUCACCCACGCCACGCACUCCACUGCCCCCACCACACUCCAUCACACCCACUCGCCCAUUCCUACCGCCACCAUACCCUACCAUACCCACGCCCUCACCACUACAGCCACUGCACACUACCACGGCCACACCACCACCACAGUGACACCAUUUCACGCGCCUACCACACCGUACCACACCCUACAGGCGGACAGACAAUCUCACGUAGCUGUAGAAUCUCUAUAAAGAUGCAUAAAAGUGAAUCCCAAUUCCUCUCUUUUCAUCUCCUUCCCAGACGCCACGCCUGGCUUCAG
Molecule: messenger RNA, 3379 nt
Organism: Portunus trituberculatus (swimming crab)
Lineage: Eukaryota; Metazoa; Arthropoda; Malacostraca; Decapoda; Portunidae
Product: Down syndrome cell adhesion molecule-like protein Dscam2
Exons: 15
Coding region: 477-3311 (944 amino acids)
Molecular function (GO): protein binding
Source: RefSeq, a predicted model, not a curated record